GUGCGCGGGCGGCGGGGCCCGGGCCCGGGCCCGGGGCAUGGAGAGCCUGCUGGAGAACCCGGUGCGCGCCGUGCUCUACCUGAAGGAGCUCACCGCCAUCGUGCAGAACCAGCAGAGCCUCAUCCACACCCAGCGCCAGCGCAUCGACGAGCUGGAGCGGCGCCUGGACGAGCUCAGCACCGAGAACCGCAGCCUCCGCCAGCAGCACCCGGCUCCCGCCGCCGAGCCCCAGCCGCGCCUGCCGGCUCCCCCCGCGCCCGCCCCGCAGCCCGAGCCGGAGCCGCUUCAGCACCCCCAACAGCUCCCGCCCCAUCAGCACCCCUCGGAGAAAGACAGCAGGGAGAGGGGCUGCUGCACCACCCUCCUCCAGCACAAACCCGCCCCGGCCAUCGGCAAAGGCGCCCUGAGCAGGAGACCAGAGUAA
Mauremys reevesii (Reeves's turtle) is the source of this 424-nucleotide messenger RNA. RefSeq names its product IQ motif and SEC7 domain-containing protein 3-like. The record is from RefSeq and is a predicted model, not a curated record. The transcript has 2 exons. NCBI's taxonomy places the organism in Eukaryota, Metazoa, Chordata, Testudines, Geoemydidae. Bases 38 to 424 code for a protein of 128 amino acids.